AAAUGAAAUAAUAUAACUCUAUAUAAAAAAAUGAACAAUGAUGAAGAAUAUAGUAUAUUAUUUAAUUUAAUUAAUAAUAAUAAUAAUAAUAAUAAUAAUAAUAAUAAUAAUAAUAGUAAUAAAAAUAUAAAUCAUAAUACAGAUUAUUCAACAAAGUUAUUUUUUAAAAUUUUUAGAAGUGUUGUUUUAAAAAGAAUUAUUUUUAAUUUUAUUAAAUUAAAAAAUUUAAAUUAUAGAGUUAAAGUUUCAAGUACUGAUCAGUUAGAAAAAAACCCAAAUAGCGAAUUCAUUUCAGUUUUAAAUGUAGAGCAUCAUUUUAACAGUAACCAAUUACCAUUAAAUUUAAAGUCGUUAAUAUUCGAAAACCAUUUUAAUCAAAUUAUUUUACCUGGCGAUAUUAAAAAAUCCAUUGAAGAAUUAGUGUUUGGAUAUUAUUAUCAACACCCAAUAAGAAGUGGGAUUCUUCCAGAUAAUUUAAGAUCAAUAACAUUUGGCUUCUAUUUUAAUCAGCCUCUAACCAAAGAUUUAAUACCAAGAAACUUAACAUCAAUUAAAUUUGGGUUCUCCUUUAAUAAACCAAUUGAACCAGGGGUAUUUUCAAACUCUCGGGUCCAGUCUAUUACUUUUGGGCAUUGCUUUAAUCAAGUAUUACUAGUGAAUUCAAUUCCAGAUAGCUGCACAUCUUUGAUUUUUGGGGAAAAAUAUAAUCAAAUAUUUAGACUUGGAUCAUUACCACCAAAUAUCACCUAUCUCAAACUUCCAUACCAUUACAACAAUCCUCUUAAACCAAAUCUAUUACCAAAGAAUUGCCAUACUAUUUUAUUUGGAUGGAAAUUUAACCAGCCAAUAUCUAGAGGUGAUAUUCCAUCCUCUGUAACCUCUCUCGAAUUUUCUCACUACUUUAAUGAACCUAUUAGACCAAAAGUAUUGCCUCAGAAUGUAAAAAAUUUAUCUCUAGGGUGUUCAUUCAAUAAAAAGUUAAUGGCUGGUUCAUUACCAUCAAGUCUCACUAAGCUUGAUUUGGGUUCAUCAUAUAAUCACUCAAUAGGACCCAAUACUAUCCCAUAUGGUAUUAAAGAACUAUCACUUCCUCGAAAUUUUAAUAAAAAACUUUUAAAAAACUCGAUUCCUUGUACUGUAACCACACUUAAGUUUGGCUAUGAAUACAAUCAAAUAAUAACUGCAGGAACUCUUCCAAACUCAAUAACCUCAUUAACAUUUGGUGGAUGCUUCAAUCAACCCAUUGGAUAUGGUGUUUUACCACAGAGAAUCCUUAAAAUAGAGUUUUCAAGAAAUUACUCACAAACACUAUUACCAGGUGUCAUACCAACAACUUGCCAUACUCUUUUUAUAAAUAUUAACGUAUUUUAUAAAAAAAGAGAUAUUUUAAAUAAUUUUCCACAUAUUAAAAAUAUUGGUUGGAAAUAAUUAUCAUAUAUAUACACACUUACAUAUAAAAUUAUAUAUUUAUUUUUUAUUUAUUUAUUAAUUUAUUUAUUUAAAAAUACAUAAAAUAUAAUAAAUCUUUUAUCACAGAGCUAAUGAUUUAAAUUGAUCAUUAAUUAGAUUUAUAU
This is a messenger RNA of Dictyostelium purpureum, 1574 nucleotides long. RefSeq lists its product as uncharacterized. Bases 31 to 1428 code for a protein of 465 amino acids. Lineage: Eukaryota; Evosea; Eumycetozoa; Dictyosteliales; Dictyosteliaceae. The record is from RefSeq and is a predicted model, not a curated record. The transcript has 3 exons.